AUGUAUAUUAUAAGCAAGAAAGAGUCAUAUACUGAGAAAGAGUUAGAUAAUUUCGAGUCAAAAGUAAUCCUUUUGAAAAAGUCAAAAAAUCUACCACACACUAAAUUAACUGAAGGCUUGUUACAAAUAAUUUUUGUAUUGGAUACCUUCUUGAAUACUUCUUCGCAAGAUUCUGAAAGUGAUGACUUCUGUAUUAUAGUUUACGAGACUGUACAUCUAAACAAUGGUGAAAUUCUGCGAAAUUCAGAAGAUUUCCAGAGCAAAAAGUGGUUUAGUAAUGUUUCAGUUACUUCCGCAGAAGACCAGAAUGAAUCAGUUGAUG
Molecule: messenger RNA, 322 nt
Organism: Racocetra persica
Lineage: Eukaryota; Fungi; Glomeromycota; Glomeromycetes; Diversisporales; Gigasporaceae
Source: the annotation of a GenBank genome assembly